GAUCAGCCCAUUCCUUUCCAUGUUCGGCAUCCAUAUCCAAGCGCUCUUGGAGGACUGGCCGCAUGAACGUGAGCGCGUGACGAAUCGAGCUGUUCUUGGAUGAUAACAAGGGGGCUAGCAGACUAGGCCGCAUUGAUCAACACAGUGGGGUAACAGCCGGAUGAGUCCCCCACGAGUGAUAAUAUCGAUAGUAUAGUCAAUAUUGAGCUGCACAAACUCCGGGUUUCGGCCUGCCGUAAUGGAUUAGCUCGCCGUCGGCCUUCACGCAGGAUCGCGCACAGAGAGGGAGUCCCACGAAGAUACGGUUGCUCGUGCGCGCCACUACCUGCCUCACUGUCGGCAUCACCGCAACCAGUUUCCAAUCUGCGUUUUCACCAGUCAGACGGAGCAGAUCAGGGCAGAAUGAGGCUGGCACCGACGUUCGCCAUCCAAUCCCAAUGUAGAGUCGAACGCGUGGAUCAUCUCCUCCCGAACCUGAGGAAACGAGCGACCGAUGUUGCGCGUCAAUCCAGCACGAACGGUGUUUACGUGGUACGGGUUCCGUGUGAACGCCUUGCCUAUCGUCCAGUCGGAUUGCAGGCCCUGCAGCCCAGUUCGUCAAUCGGAAGGUCCGCUGACGUAUGAAUGAUGGCAGCACUAUACGCACAUCCUCGGCUGCAGCAUUGAACGAUAAUACAUCUUCGGGCGCAGCUGCAAUCUCGAGCGCACGCUGCAGUCCGUUCGCGACGUAUUCCCAGCGC
Molecule: messenger RNA, 740 nt
Organism: Mycena citricolor
Lineage: Eukaryota; Fungi; Basidiomycota; Agaricomycetes; Agaricales; Mycenaceae
Source: the annotation of a GenBank genome assembly